This is a messenger RNA of Lycium barbarum (goji berry), 531 nucleotides long. Its product is annotated as agamous-like MADS-box protein AGL61. The record is from RefSeq and is a predicted model, not a curated record. The transcript has a single exon. Gene Ontology annotation, biological process: regulation of transcription by RNA polymerase II. Lineage: Eukaryota; Viridiplantae; Streptophyta; Magnoliopsida; Solanales; Solanaceae. The coding region runs from base 1 to 531 and encodes 176 amino acids. Gene Ontology annotation, molecular function: protein dimerization activity; RNA polymerase II cis-regulatory region sequence-specific DNA binding; DNA-binding transcription factor activity, RNA polymerase II-specific.
AUGGCAGAUAAAAAGUUUCUAAGACGUCAAAAGAUCCCUAUGGCAGAAAUAGAAAAGGAAUGUGAUCGAUACGCAACAUUUUCAAAGCGUCGAUCAGGUUUAUACAAAAAGGCUAGAGCAUUGAUUGGGCUAUAUGACGAUGUUGAUAUAGGAAUAAUAAUGUUUUCUCCCACCGGUAAGCCUUACUCUUUUUUUCACCCUACAGUUGAUGCCAGUGUCGUUCGUCUUUUAAAUCCAAAUACGCUGCCAAGUGAAAGUAAUCAUCUUGCUGCUGAAAACUCCCGGAACAGAGUGAAGGAACUAAAAGUUAAACUUGACGAAUAUGAUAUCACAAAAAAUGAUGAGACUGACGAGAUAAAUUGGUGGGACUCCAUCAAAGAAUUUGAUGCAGAUGAGGUGAAAACACAUCAGAUUUGGUUUAAGUCCAUUGAUGAAGGUUUCAAAAAUUGUUUGAUGCAGUUGGAAAACGGUGCUUCUCCCUCUACACAAGCCCCUCCAGAGGAUCCUAAUUUAGCAGGCAGUGAUUUCUAA